UUCCACCCUAUUCUAACACAAUUAAGAAGAUAUCAACUAUUUCCAUGCAGUUAUACACAAUUAAGUUUUUAUUGGAUUUAUAUUUAGAUUAUAUUUAUGAAGAAACUCACCUCCUCCAUCUCCCUGAGGAUGACGCUGCGUUCACGCUCAAUAGGACUAUGAUCAAAUUUUGAAUGCGUCUCUUCUGUCUCGAACCUUGAUCCAGCUGCCGAAUCGCCAUUGCCGUCAAACUGAGGCCGUUCAAGCUUUGCUCUGCUCUGCACAGACUCGCCCGAUGAAAACGGAGAAGAAGAAUCGAGUCUAGAGAGAGAAGACAAACCUCAUCCUUCUCAAUCGUUAUAAGCGGGGCACAUGCAAAACUAGUACGUCACUCCCGCGCUUUAUAUUCUGAAAACCCUACGGGAAAGACAUUUUUUCAAUCUCCGGCAACGCCACGAAAGCAUUCCAUCAACUGCAAAAGAGUCCUGCUUUGAAACAAUGGCGACGGCGAGAGCUGUGAAGGACGUCUCUCCUCACGAGUUCGUGAAGGCUUAUUCCGCUCAUCUUAAACGUUCCGGCAAGAUGGAGCUUCCAGAAUGGACUGACAUUGUGAAAACUGGAAGAUUGAAAGAGCUUGCUCCAUAUGACCCUGAUUGGUACUACAUCAGAGCUGCAUCGAUGGCUAGGAAAAUUUACUUGAGGGGCGGUCUUGGGGUCGGUGCCUUUCAGAGGAUUUACGGUGGCAGCAAGAGGAAUGGAAGUAAACCACCCCAUUUCUGCAGAAGCAGUGGCGCUGUGUCUCGCAACAUCCUUCAACAGUUGCAGAAAAUGAACAUCAUUGAAGUGGACCCAAGAGGAGGAAGGAGGAUUACAUCCAGUGGCCAGCGGGACCUCGACCAAGUUGCUGGGAGAAUUGUUGUUGCUGAUGUGGCCUAGUUUGUAUAUCUAUAUAUUUUGAUGCUUUUGUCAAACUAUAUCAGCAUGAAUAAUAUCUAUAUAUUUUGAUACUUUUGUCAAACUAUAUCAGCAUGAAUAAUAUCUAUAUAUUUUGAUACUUUUGUUAAACUCAUUUAGAUUGUUCAUUUGGUAUUGAAGUUUUGGGAAAUUAAUAUAUUGCAGUUUUGGAACCACACAAAUUGUUGCACACUGAUCAUUGCUUUAAGUAAUGCAAUUUUUGCUGCCGAGAUUGUUACUAUAAUAACAAUGCUUAUUGUUUACACACUACAUAAAAGAAUAUGAAUGAUUAUCAGAAACAAACCGAAAAAAUGAAACCUUGGAGGAGGAGGCUCUUCAAAUGCCUAUUUGACCUUCUUGUUCUUCUCUGGCCUAUGGCAACAAACAAUAUUAGUUAGGAAUUAGGAUGAUGCCUCGCAGUUUCUCGAAAGAAUAUGGAGUGUGUAAGAUAUAAAUAAACUGAUAUUAUUACCUUUGAGGAAUGAAAGGCUUGUCAAAGUAGGGCAUGGGUUGAGCUUUUGGAACGAGUUCCUUUCUCAAUCUUCUAAUUUCUUCUUCUUCUGCCAACUAUGAACAGCAGAGAUGUAAAAGUUAACAGCUGCAAGAUAUGAAGUGAUGAUCCCAACAGUUCUACAGAUGCUGUGGAUCGUAACAAAUAUUAUCUGGCACCCAUAUGUGCAGAGAUUAACAAGGACCUGAUGUUUGUUUAGCAUAGGCAACGGCAUUCACAUAGAGAGAUAGAAAUUGUACCUGAUGGUCAAACUCGGCUCGCUCCACAGCCCUUACAUCACUGUGCAGCACCAGAUCAAUUGCUCUUGUCCUCUCUUUCACGGGAGGUUUUACCAAACGCUGAAAAGCAAAAGAAAGCAAGGCUGUUCAGAUUACCACUAUGUGCUGACCAGAAACAGAAACAUAUAAGGAGGCAAAAGGACACAAAAGCACAGAGCAAAAUCACAAUCACCACAACAUAAGUACCAACACACAAACCUCAGUUCUGAGCUUGAAAGGUUCACGAGAGGUUGUUGUUCUGACGAACAGCGCGAAUCCAAGCCUAAGCACUCACAGGUGAGGAGAAACUCUGGUGGAGAGAAUGGAGCUUUUGCAGGUGAUGCACUUUUCAUUCCAUCCUCACCAUCUCCUACUACUGUCCUCUCAUCUUUUUCCUCUGCAUAAUUCGAUUUUGCAGGUGAAAGCAGCUUCUCAAAAGCCUUAACCAAAUGUAAAACUCGCCCCGAACUAGGUUCAGCCACCUUUACUCUUGCCUCUUUCAACAGCCCUUCAUCUGAUCCUUGUUUCUCUGUACCAUUAAUCGGAAAACAAUCAUCUGAUCCAAGUUUUUUGUUCUUUUCUUCCCCUUCUUUACUCCCAAUCUCAGUUCCAUCACGCGUUUUUGGCUCCUCCAACUCGCCUUCUUCAUCAACAAUUGUUUGACGAUUCUUAAAAAAUUCAUCCUGAGAACUCCUGAGAUUCUCAUAAGCAACACAGAAACACUUGUGCUCACCAUUACCCUUGUCACACUUGCAGCAAGCCACUGGCACUGCCGCAAUUUCUCUCUUCGAACUCCGCUUUGCCACCACGAACUUCCUCUGCCGGAUCCUCUUAUGCGGGGAAGGCGAAGCCGCCGGGGUUAGGUUAAGGCUAAGGCUUCUCGAAGCCGAUUUUUGCGCUGGAGGCGAAGCCACCACGGCCUGGAAUUUCGAAGCCGAUUUCUGCGCAGAAGGUGAAGCCACUGGACUGGGGAUAACUCUAGGGCUUUUCGACGCAAUCCUUUGGGCUUUGAUCGCCGAUUUCCUGAUCGACGGCGAACCUGAUACCUUCAAACCUGGAUUUGCAACAUUGGGGUCAAAAUUUUCAGCUCUCGCGUCAUGGUUAACGACACCACCAGACUCGCCGUUAGCCUCCAUUGAAUUGAGCAGAGAAGUGAUCCGAUCUAUCCCCGAGAAUUGUGAAACGAGCGCUGUACAGAGAGUGUUUAGAAUGGUGAGUGAUACAGAGUGAAGGGAAAUUGAGGGAAGAAGACUUCAACGGUCGAAAGGUGUACAACGGCUAUACUUUGAAUUUUAGUUUAUAUAGCUCUGUAAUUGGACCGUUGGAUCUGUAUUAUUGGAGGUUCCUCGGCUUAUUAGGCCAUCUGGCAAUCCGCCGUGGCUGUGCAAUUUUGACACCGUCUCACCUUGCCAUUUGGCAAUGUGGGACCCAAUUUUUUAAAAAGUGAAGUUAAAUAUUUGUUACUAUUGUUAUUAUUAUAGAAAAAUUUUAAAGUGUCAUUUAGCACCGA
Messenger RNA from Ipomoea triloba (trilobed morning glory), 3211 nucleotides. RefSeq names its product 40S ribosomal protein S19-3. The transcript is spliced from 8 exons. Gene Ontology annotation, biological process: translation; ribosomal small subunit assembly. Gene Ontology annotation, cellular component: ribosome; cytosolic small ribosomal subunit. Gene Ontology annotation, molecular function: structural constituent of ribosome; RNA binding. The record is from RefSeq and is a predicted model, not a curated record. NCBI's taxonomy places the organism in Eukaryota, Viridiplantae, Streptophyta, Magnoliopsida, Solanales, Convolvulaceae. The coding region runs from base 478 to 915 and encodes 145 amino acids.